AUGCCCACCCCCGAAUCGGCCGCCUUCCUCGCCAAAAAGCCCAAGGUACCACCAACAUACGAUGGGGUGAACUUUGAAGACACAGAGGCCCUUCACAACGCCCGUGACGCUAUCAUCCGCGAGCAAUGGGUCCGCAGCAUGAUGGCCAGAUUGGUCGGUGAGGAAUUGGGCAAGUGUUAUCGGAGGGAGGGCGUGAACCAUCUGGAGAAGUGCGGCAAGUUGAGAGAUAAGUACUUUGAAUUGAUCAACGAACGCAAGAUCAAGGGUUAUCUGUUCGAGGAGAAGAACUACUUUUCAAAGGAGGGAGAGAAGUCGUCGUGA
Uncinocarpus reesii 1704 is the source of this 321-nucleotide messenger RNA. Its product is annotated as NADH-ubiquinone oxidoreductase 12 kDa subunit. The transcript is spliced from 2 exons. NCBI's taxonomy places the organism in Eukaryota, Fungi, Ascomycota, Eurotiomycetes, Onygenales, Onygenaceae. Bases 1 to 321 code for a protein of 106 amino acids. The record is from RefSeq and is a predicted model, not a curated record.